Molecule: messenger RNA, 1644 nt
Organism: Rhipicephalus sanguineus (brown dog tick)
Lineage: Eukaryota; Metazoa; Arthropoda; Arachnida; Ixodida; Ixodidae
Exons: 17
Coding region: 1-1644 (547 amino acids)
Source: RefSeq, a predicted model, not a curated record
AUGGCACGCAAGGUGCUCACCACCUCCUGCCAGCGCCUGCACUGCCGCUCGGCGCUCCCUGCGCCAUGCCUGCGCGGCAUAGGCAACGUCGGAGCGGCCGUGUCUGGCGCUCGCGCAGGCUCGUGCAUUGGCUCGUGCCUCGCGUUCGGCUGCAACGCCCGGGUUUCACUGGGCCGUUUCGGACGGGGGAAUGUCUGCACCGCAUUCCAGUACGGGAACUUCAAUAAACGUUGCAUGUCGGUUUCCCCGAUCGCCAAGCGUUUGCAUUCUUGGACUGCGACAGGCGAGUGCCGCUGUCCGGGACCACCGGAAGUGCAUCGUGGCGUGUUGUGUGGCAGUCAGUUGCGUGCAAUAACGUCACGCGGGAGUGACCUGCGCAGUCUUACAGCGUUUAAUCUUGGUCACUCAGGCGGACUACUGCGGCAUCCACCUCCGAGGGGCGCAUCUGCUCAAGUCCAUCGACUCGCACAAGCGGAAAAAAAAAAAAAACCGAAUCGGUAUUGGGCAAAGGAACACGCUGCGGAGAAAUGUGCCGCUGCCGUAGUGGUGGUGGAUCUUCGCAACGAGGAUUCUCGGGCUGCUCUUCCCCAUGCUCUGCGGCCUGAUGGGUUGGUACGUGGCCGUCAAGAUCUGCCGGCUGCUGUACCCCUACGGCGGCGCCACCCCUCAGACGAUAGCCAGCGCGGAGCACUGUGGCAUCCACCUCCGAUGGGCCCAUCUGCUCAAACCCAUGGAUUCGCACAAGCGGAAAAAAUCCGAGUCGGCGUUCGGCAAAGACGCACGCUUCGGCGAAAUGUGCCGCCGCGGCGUACUGUGGCAUCCACCUCCUACGCGUCUGCGCAGCCGCAUGGAUUCGCACAAGCGGAAAAAAACCGAGGCGACUUCGGGCAAAGAGGCACACUGCAGAGAAAUGUGCCGCUGCCGCAGCGCCGAUGCUCCACCGACCCAACGCUGAGCAAAGAGAUCGGAACUGGCACUUUCCUAUGGCCACGCUGUGUGCCGAUGCUGCGCCGAGCCGACGCUGAGCAAAGAGACGCCGGUAUCGGCACGCUCGUGGCCGCGCCGUGGCAAUUGGCAACGUCUGGGGCAGUCCUCCGCAACGAAGGAGCCUGUGAGCCAAAAGCAGGGGAAGACAACCGUUUAAGGCUGCUCUUUCUACAGCAAAAUGAAAAGGAAAAGUUGGCCUACCGUGGCAUCCACCUCCUACGGGUCUGCGCACCCGCAUGGAUUCGCACAAGCGGAAAAAAACCGAGUCGACGUUGGGCAAAGAGGCACACUGCGGAGAAAUGUGCCGCUGCCGCAGUGCCGAUGCUCUUCCGAGCCGACGCUGAGCAAAGAGAGACCGAAACUGGCACAUUCCUAUGGCCACGCUGUGGCAAUCGGUUGCGUGCAGCGCCGCCAUGCGCUAGUCGGCGCCUUUUCUCCCUGCUCGCCGUGCUGCCGAUGCUGCACCGAGCCGACGCUGAGCAAAGAGAGGCCGGUAUCGGCACGCUCAUUGCCGCGGCGUGGCCAUCGGCGUUAUUAUGGGCAGUUCUACACAACAACGGAGCCCGAGAGCCAGAAGCUGUGGAAGAUGAUCGGGAGAGACUGCUGUCGUUCCUGCGACAAAAUGAAAAGAAGUGCUGCAACGGCGAAGGCGAAUAG